GCCAUAGCGGCAUUCAUGCGCAUGGCCAACUUUCUCGAGGAUAAAAAUUACAGCGGCGAGAAUCUUGUGCCGCCACGCCUCGAUACCGACCCCAAGCCAAGGACCAAGCCAAACACCAAGCCGACAACCAAGCGCACGCAGUGCGGUAGCACGUCCAGCAAGUCCAGCAAGUCGAGAAAGGUUCGUCGGGACUUCCAGGAGCGACCGGCCUCGUGGGAGCCGCAGCUCAACGACGGCGGUACGCGCCGUAUCAAACUACUAGUAUGCGGCGCGAGGUCAUGCACCCCUGCCACUGAGGGCUCGGUCGCGGGCGGCUCUGUGGCUGGGGCUGAUCCCGAUACGUCGUGCUUCCAAAACACGAUCGCAACCGCGGCCAUGCUUCUUGGAGUCUCUCCUACAUGGAAGGGCGAGCCAACGAACGAGUACAUCAAACGAAUGGGUCACAAACCAGCCGACGGUAUGCCUGCGUGCAUCUCGCGGGCGUAUGUCCAACACCUUGGCAAGGCCUUUGGGUUCAAGGUCGACAUGGCUGCGUACGACUACAAUCUCUUGCGCGGGCCGCCAGGCGCCAAUCAACCUAUUCGGAACAGCAAGCGGCCGGUUGACGACCUCAAGAAGGCGAUGGGAGAAGACGGUGUUUACCUCGUGACCACGCGCGCAAAGGCCCUCAUGCACACCUUCAUCGUCGAGUGGAAAGCGGGCGUCGGGACGUUCUACGAGGCUGACAAUGAGAUCGGCGUCCAGCUCGACGGGAUGGAUAUACCAGCACUCAAAUGCGUGCGCAUGUUGCGCCUUCAAAGAUAGAACUGCAAUGCCAAUGCACCUGGAUUUACUCGGUAGACCUCGUUUUGGCGUGUUUUUAUCCAGGUCCCAAAGGAUCGUCUCUCGCUAAUUCACGCACCUCGUCGGAUUACUGGUGAUUACUGAUGGAGGCUUCUCAACGUACCCUAGUGCAAAAUAGAAUAAUUCACGUGCAGCAGGCAGAAUUAUGCCGUCCGGAUCUCGAUUUACGAAUUAACGUUACACCAGAUCGAAGAC
Molecule: messenger RNA, 1038 nt
Organism: Saprolegnia parasitica CBS 223.65
Lineage: Eukaryota; Oomycota; Saprolegniomycetes; Saprolegniales; Saprolegniaceae
Exons: 3
Coding region: 16-804 (262 amino acids)
Source: RefSeq, a predicted model, not a curated record